Aethalodelphis obliquidens (Pacific white-sided dolphin) is the source of this 3093-nucleotide messenger RNA. RefSeq names its product BUB3 mitotic checkpoint protein (gene BUB3). The record is from RefSeq and is a predicted model, not a curated record. NCBI's taxonomy places the organism in Eukaryota, Metazoa, Chordata, Mammalia, Artiodactyla, Delphinidae. The transcript is spliced from 8 exons. Gene Ontology annotation, molecular function: protein binding. The coding region runs from base 126 to 1223 and encodes 365 amino acids.
UGAAAUCAGCCAAUGGCAGGCAUUGGCUGGAACUUCCUCUCCGCCCCUUUCGUCCGGCCUGCGAGAGCUACGAGGGAAGCUAGGCGGCGGCGAGUAGCGGCGAAGUUGCUUCAGAAGGAGCUAAGAUGACCGGUUCUAACGAGUUCAAGCUGAACCAGCCACCCGAGGACGGCAUCUCCUCGGUGAAGUUCAGCCCGAACACCUCCCAGUUCCUGUUGGUCUCCUCCUGGGACACGUCCGUGCGCCUUUACGAUGUGCCGGCCAAUUCCAUGCGGCUCAAGUACCAGCACACCGGCGCCGUCCUGGACUGCGCUUUCUACGAUCCAACACAUGCCUGGAGUGGGGGAUUAGACCAUCAAUUGAAAAUGCAUGAUUUGAACACUGAUCAAGAAAAUCUUGUUGGAACCCAUGAUGCCCCUAUCAGAUGUGUUGAAUAUUGUCCAGAAGUGAAUGUGAUGGUUACUGGGAGUUGGGAUCAGACAGUUAAAUUGUGGGAUCCCAGAACCCCUUGUAACGCUGGGACCUUCUCUCAGCCUGAAAAGGUGUAUACCCUCUCAGUGUCUGGAGACCGGCUGAUUGUGGGCACCGCAGGCCGCAGAGUGUUGGUGUGGGACUUACGGAACAUGGGCUACGUGCAGCAGCGCCGGGAGUCCAGCCUCAAGUACCAGACUCGCUGCAUACGAGCAUUUCCAAACAAGCAGGGUUAUGUAUUAAGCUCUAUUGAAGGCCGAGUGGCAGUUGAGUACUUGGACCCAAGCCCUGAGGUACAGAAGAAGAAGUAUGCCUUCAAGUGUCACAGACUGAAAGAAAAUAAUAUUGAGCAAAUUUACCCAGUCAACGCCAUUUCGUUUCACAACAUCCACAAUACCUUUGCCACAGGUGGUUCUGAUGGAUUUGUAAAUAUUUGGGAUCCAUUUAACAAAAAGCGGCUGUGCCAGUUCCAUCGGUACCCCACCAGCAUUGCGUCACUCGCCUUCAGUAAUGAUGGGACUACACUUGCAAUAGCAUCAUCGUAUAUGUAUGAAAUGGAUGACACGGAACAUCCCGAAGAUGGUAUCUUCAUUCGCCAAGUGACAGAUGCAGAAACAAAACCCAAGGCCCUAGGACUUGGAAGAGGUUCGGAGGGACAUGUCCAAGGGGCCCAGGGAGGCAGAUCAGGCUCAGGGUGCUGGUUUCCUACCCAGCACCCUGUCCUCCUUGCCCACCACCUCCACGCUUCCUGAGGACAGGUGCUUGUGAUGAGCACACCCACGGUGCGGGCUGUCUGUCCUUUUCUCUUCUUACUGUCAUUCAUGAGAGCUGCACCAGGAAGGAAUGCAUGUGGACCAUGGAACCUCCAAAACGACAGAGGAUUCAGACGUGGUGUGUAAGUAGGAACAUCAUUCCUGCCCUGCUGAGAGGCAACCGUGAUUUACAUGUAAGAAUAUGGACUUGGCCACAAGGAACCUGAGCGGGGAGCUCUGUGGCCUUGGGCUGGUUUGGGCUUCCUCACCGCUAACAUGGGGAUGUUGCAGUUGUGGAUGCGGCUCAAAGUCCACAGCACAGGGAAUGGCAUUUUUUAUUGCUCUGGUUGUGCCUGUCCUGGGGAAGGGGGCUGGUCCUCACUGCAGGGAAGCUCCUUGAGGGGUCCUGGGGCAGGGUCCUCAGGAUGAUUCUGCAGUACCCCUGACUCUGGUGUCUUCUUUAAAGUGGCCUCUUCAGUUCCUUCUUUGGCCAUUUUCUAAGAAUCUGACCAAUACCAGUUCCUUUCUGAAUUUAACUUGCUCUAAAGCCAAAUCAACUCAGAUGAAGCGACCAGGAUCGGUGCAUUUUCUUCUCUUGGUUCCCCAUAUGAAUGAAGGUUAUCGUUGCAAGAAGGUGGGACAGUCAUAUUUUAUUCACUGCUUUGAUGCUGAAUCUUGACAAAUAUUAAAAGUGAAGAGUGUACGGGGAGGGGAUCCCAACCCAAGCCAGGAAGCUUUUGAGUGGCUAGAAAAAUCAUUGCAUUAAGCCAUAAUAAACAUCAGUCUGCAGGUAUGUUAUAGUUUUAUGUUUUUUAGAGAACAUUUCUACCUGUAACUGCUUUUGUAUUGGAGUAGGAAAGCUGGACCCAAAUCUGAAAACCUUUCAUCUGUUAGCCCUAAUACAUACUCACAAGUACAUCGCAGUCUUGGGGAAGUACAAUUAAAAGGCGUAAUCCUUUUUUCAAGUCCUCAGGUUUAAUUUUCAUGAUUACGGUAGAUUAUGAGGCAUUCUGCGUCUCGGUCUCCAAGAGAGACAGCGCCUUCUCUUCAGUCCCUUUCAACAGUUGUUUAUGGCAGUUUCAGCCUCUUUCUGCCUCUCGGAGGCUCUUUAUUUUUAAAGCAAGGCAGACAAGGCCUAAAAUUAUUCCAUUAAAGAGGGGCAAUUUUUGUAAUGGGACUUAGAGUGCUUUGCAGAAGUGCAGGCAAGUUUCUUCAAUAUCCUGAGCAUUAUUCGCUCAUUUAGUUAAAUGAUGUUUCUAAUUCCCUGGUAAUUACGUGUAAUGAGGCACUUUUUCUCUUCUUGAUGAGACUUUAGCCUAAUAUGAGAUGGCGUAUUUUUUUCUUUUUUUUUUUUUCCAUGGGGAUAAUUACCCCUUCCCAGGAAAAGCAGGGUUUGUUGCACAGAAUAUAGCAAAUUAUUUUAUUUCCUGCCAUCUUGACUGCCAGUAAAUUAUAAAAUUAAGUUUCAGUGGUGCAUUAGCACCAUUUUGGAAAAAGCUCCAGACUAUUUUUUUCUUUUCUUUCUUUCUUUCUUUUUUCUUUUCUUUUCUUUUUUUUUUUUUUAAAUUCAUGUACUGCUGUCCUCUGGGAUUGUAGAGGCUAUUAUUCAUAGAAUAGAUGUUUUUCUGCCAAUUCCUAGUAUUCAGAUGUAUUGAAGCAGCAACAUAGGUUUAAUUUUUCUGGCUGAUAUCCAACGUAGAAUGUUCUUGUAAGCGUCUUUGUGUUCGAAUAAUUAUCAUCACAAAGUUAAGUAAUAUGUCCCUUCUUUCUCUGCUCUCCCCUCACUCCUCCUUUGGAUGUCAAAUUACCUUUUUUUUGUGCAGUGCUUCAAUUAGAUGCAAGGCAACUAAAUUUGUAUCACAUGAAAGUG